AUGGUGUUCAAGCCCUUCAAACCUCCACUGAUGAGGAACAAUGUGUCAAAUCCAAUUGAGAUAACCGAUGAACCUUCUCCUCCUGCCAAAAAGCUUCGCCUCGACAAUGAGCCCGCUCCUGUCGCGCAGUCGACACCGCUAGCCAAUCGAAAACCACUCCUACAAGUGAGCAAUCGCGGAGCAGAGACCACAAAGCAAGAGUCGUCUGAUGGCCAACCCAAAGACGACAAAUUGGACGAAAAGUACUUCAAUGUUCUCUGGCGUAAACCAACCGCCAAAAAGCACAAAACUUGGGACGGCGAUGGAAUUAUCUCCGUCCGCAGAAAUAAUGUCUUUCUGCGAGAUACCACAGGUAAAGAGAUGGGACGCAGAGUCCACGAGACCCCCAUCGAACCCGGGGUAUCCUUCUCGAUCUCCGGCAAAGAAGUCGAAGUAGACUGCGAGAUAACUCGCGAGGAAUAUUACUCUGGCAGGAAAUUCCUAGAAAGCCCGAAACCAGCUCCAUCAGAAGCAGCCCCCACAAAGAAAGAGUUGCCUGCUCGAAAGAAGGGUGAGGCACCCAAACCGACUGCGGCUGAGCGGACAGCCUCGCUCAAACGUUCGAUCGCACUGGUUACCAACCCAACUGCCAACCCUGGCACUGCGCCAGGUGCUUUCGCGGCUUACAAGAAGCCCAUGCUGGACAAUACUGUUAUUCCCAAAGCGCCUGGGAAGACAGGUGGUUGA
Penicillium salamii is the source of this 726-nucleotide messenger RNA. Lineage: Eukaryota; Fungi; Ascomycota; Eurotiomycetes; Eurotiales; Aspergillaceae. The record is from the annotation of a GenBank genome assembly.